Molecule: messenger RNA, 975 nt
Organism: Cavia porcellus (domestic guinea pig)
Lineage: Eukaryota; Metazoa; Chordata; Mammalia; Rodentia; Caviidae
Product: olfactory receptor 11A1-like
Exons: 1
Coding region: 1-975 (324 amino acids)
Biological process (GO): G protein-coupled receptor signaling pathway
Cellular component (GO): membrane
Molecular function (GO): G protein-coupled receptor activity; olfactory receptor activity
Source: RefSeq, a predicted model, not a curated record
AUGAGGAAACAGCCCAGUGGUGACAGUGAGAACCAGACCACCUGGCUGAUUCUCCUGGGCUUUGGAGAGCUACAACACCUGGGCUUCCUCUCCUUCACCUUGUUUCUGACCAUCUAUAUGAUGACAAUUGGGGGCAAUAUCCUCAUCCUGCUGGCUGUGGGCUCCAGUCGGACACUCCAAACACCCAUGUACUUCUUCCUCUGCCACUUCUCCCUGCUAGAGAUCGGGUACACCUCCAACAUCAUGCCUUGGCUAUUACAGAGUUUCCUGCAAGGGAGAGAAGUCAUCUCACUGACCAGCUGCCUCACUCAGUUCUACAUGUUUGCUUCCCUAGCUGCAGCUGAAUGCCUCCUGCUCUCUGCCAUGUCCUAUGACCGCUACUUGGCCAUCUGCCAUCCCCUUCACUACCCUGUCUUCAUGAGCUCCUGGUUUUGUAACUGCCUGGCUACUUGUGCUUGGCUCAGUGGUUUCUUCUUCUCUGCCUUCACUCUGGCCCUAGCAGCCCCUCUGUCCCUCUGUCCUGGCAGCAGGGAGAUUGACCACUACUUCUGUGACUUUGCUCCAGUAGUAGACCUGUUCUGUGGGGAUGCGAGGAUCAUGUGGGGAACUGGAAUCAGUAUCUCGGGCUUUCUGACCCUGGCCCCCUUUCUAUUGAUUGUGACAUCGUAUGCUUUCAUACUGAGGGCUGUACUGAAAAUACCUUCAGGGCACGGGAGGCAGAAAGCCUUCUCCACCUGCUCUUCACACCUUAGUGUGGUUGGGGUGUUUUAUGGUACCCUUAUUGUAGUCUAUGUGGCCCCAACAGACCACAUGGUCCCCCAGCUCCAAAAAACCUUCUCUCUCCUCUACACUGUACUUACUCCCAUGGUCAACCCCAUCAUCUACAGCCUCAAGAACCAAGAGGUAAAGGGAGUUUUGUGUAGACUCUGGGGCCAGGUCAUCCUAGGGCAUGCUCCACUGAGGGGGACAGCAUAG